AGCCUGAGACACAGGAAAAACACUGUAGAAGACAGGGCUGACAUAGGACAGUAUUGUAAGCUAUAGACAGGAAGAGAUACUUCACGGCUGGUAAACAGAGACACGCAGAGUGAAAGUAACAGAGAGACAGACAGGGAGAGAAUGUAAACACGGAGACAGCUAAGAAACACCUCCAAGAAAAGACAAAAAACUUCCAGGUUGCAUUACUCAACAUGAGGUCACCUCAUCAAUCACAUGUCUUGGGUACCUUGUUACUUCUUUUCUGCGGAAUCCGAAUCUCCAGCUCAUUAAUUUAUGCGUACUCAGAACGGAAUACCACUGCACCUCAGAUGUUUGAUGAUCUUCCUGCUUUAUUUGGGCCUCCUUUACCACUGGAAGGACUGAGGGGUUUUAUAGUACAAGCAAAGCCCCAGAAUGCCUGCAUACCCAUUGCUCCACCUCCUAUAAUGGACAACAGGACUGUGUUCAUUGCCCUUAUCCGUAGAUUUGACUGCAAUUUUGAUGUCAAGGUCCUCAAUGCCCAGCUGUCUGGAUUUCAUGCUGCUAUUGUUCACAACGUUGACUCUGAGAAGCUGCUAAACAUGGUCUGGAAUGAUGAAAAAAUCAGGAAACUGAUAACUAUUCCUUCAGUGUUUGCUGGUGAAUCCACCGGGGAAAGUCUCAGAUCAUUUUUCUCCUACUAUGAGAACGCUCAUGUCUUCCUGGUUCCAGAAUACUACAUCUCGCUAGGAUACUAUCUCAUUCCAUUUAUAGUGGUUGUGGUUGUCGUGAUCCUAGUUAUGUGCAUUGUGAUGAUUGUGCGCUGUGUACAGCAUAGGAAACAUCUUCGUAGAAAUCGCCUUUCCAAGGAGCAGCUAAAGAAAAUCCCGAUACAUAAAUUUAAGAAAGGUGAUGAAUACGAUGUAUGUGCCAUCUGCCUGGAAGAAUAUGAAGAGGGUGAGAAAUUACGAGUCCUGCCCUGUUCUCAUGCAUACCAUUGUUCUUGUGUGGAUCCGUGGCUCACAAAGACUAAGAAGAGCUGUCCAGUUUGCAAACACAGAGUUCUUCGAUCAAAUAAUGAUUCAGAUUCUGAGAGCGGAGGGGAUACAGUUGAGGGUGACCAAGGAGAUGAGAGUGAAAAUGAGAGAACCCCCCUUCUGCGUCCUUCACCAUCCUUUGGUAGCAUGGCUGAGUCCCCCCCAGCUCAGCAAGUGGAAGAGGUGGCAACUCCUAGCUCAGCACUUAUUGUUUGAAAGGAAUAUAACUUCCCCGUCCUAUUUUCCUUGGUCAGACUAGUCUCCCAAAAUCCUUUACCUAUACGAUGUUUAAACCUCAAAUUCAAUUUGAGUGCCUGAUUGGUCUCCUCCUUUCAACCAUUUAAGUGAUCCUGUCUGAUAAUCCUUUGUUGAGGGAAACCGAUUACCUUACAUAAUUUUGUUUGUAUGUUUUUCCUGAUUAUAUAUUAGUUCUCAGCCUUAAUCAUUUGGCUUUUUUGUGUCCUCAAGUAAUUAUUUGAAAUGUGACUGGUUCCUUCUCAUGAUCCUUGUUUUAUACUGGCCAAGCUUCUGUCUGAUAUUUUUAAUGGAUGGUUAUCAUGAAGAUGACAAUAGCUCUAAUACAGGCUGGGGGAGAAAUAAGCAAUUUAUAUGUGCUGGACAAGUGCUGUCACAGUUCAGAGACUGGUUGGAUUAAGAAGAGUCUGAAAUUACGACUGGCAAAUUGGUUGGAUUGUGGCUAUCCCCUUCUGUGUUUUGUAUAAUUACAUAUGUAAUUAAUACGUAUCUAAUUACCCUGUACAGGUUUUAUAUAAACAGUAUUUCCUAACAAAAUAUGUUUCUUUUUUUUUAUUUUCCAGCUGUUUAAACCGAUAAACUGUAUUAAAUAUAUUAUAUGCAA
This is a messenger RNA of Bombina bombina (fire-bellied toad), 1875 nucleotides long. RefSeq names its product ring finger protein 167 (gene RNF167). Gene Ontology annotation, molecular function: ubiquitin protein ligase activity. Gene Ontology annotation, biological process: ubiquitin-dependent protein catabolic process; positive regulation of DNA-templated transcription; protein ubiquitination. Lineage: Eukaryota; Metazoa; Chordata; Amphibia; Anura; Bombinatoridae. Bases 213 to 1232 code for a protein of 339 amino acids. Gene Ontology annotation, cellular component: cytoplasm; nucleoplasm. The record is from RefSeq and is a predicted model, not a curated record. The transcript has 10 exons.